Coregonus sp. 'balchen' is the source of this 10976-nucleotide messenger RNA. The record is from the annotation of a GenBank genome assembly. Lineage: Eukaryota; Metazoa; Chordata; Actinopteri; Salmoniformes; Salmonidae.
AUGACUAGCUACCAUAAACCCGACGAGAAGACGCUGCAGGGCCUGAAAGACAUCGCUAACAAGCUGCGGAUCAACUCUGUCAAGGCGACAUGCGCCUCCAACUCCGGGUAAGUUUAAACGUAAAAAGGAACCGGUUUAUGAACGUUGCGUAAUGUAGCUAGCUAGCUAACAUCAGACGUUGAACCGAACGGGGCUGCAGUGACAGUUGAUCUCAAAUUUGAUGACUUUGUUACUUUGAGUUUUUUUGGAAUUAAAUUUAAAGUAUGCACAUUUUUUUUCCAAAAAUGUUUUGGGUGGUUUGACACUUUAUUCAGACAGUAAUGAGAUGGAGAGACAGGCAAAUGGGAGAAACGGUUGGAAGAAGGGAUUGAUCCCAGUUCUCAGUGUGUUACCACUACACCAAGGCUCUGCACAUGAAACUAUAAUUACAUUUUACAUAUUUAGCAGACGCUCGUAUCCAGAGCGACUUACAGUUAGUGAGUGCAUACAUUUUCAUACUGGUCCCCCGUGGGAAACGAACCAACAACCCUGGCGUUGCAAGCGCCAUGCUCUACCAACUGAGCUACAGGGGACUAUAAUAUUAAUGGUUGAUGGCUGUGGGUAACCAAAUCAUAGAAUGCAGUCUCCUUGUCUAUAGACUGUUUUCAAGAUAAGGACACAAACACUUUGUUUUUUGGGUGAACUAUCUCUUUUAAAAUAAGGAUGGAAGAAAAUCCUGUUUGCUUUCCAGGAGGGUUGGCCACCCCUGAUCUGUUUCCCACGUGUUUGGUGUUUGAAAAUGAAUAAAGGACGAGUGUGUUUGGGGGUUUAGAAAUAUCCCUUUUGUCCCAAAUGAACUGUUCUCUCUUUUAAGCUUGGAAUUUCCUUAGUCACGGACUAGCGCAGCUGCAGGGAUAUUGAUCUAAAUAAUUACAUUGGGCUUCUCUCUCAUUGCAGAGAAGUAUUCAAGCCAAGUCGAACUACACUUUUCUCACCAUUAUUGCCACAUUACAGAAGUGCUUCGUUCUCAACAUGACAUUCUGAACGUGUCUGUCACUGUGGGAAAAAUAAGAGACACCAAGAUGCCUAUAUACAGAAUAGGGUGCCAUUUGUUACGUAUGACCUGCAUUCUGUUAGUGUGUGUGUUUGGGAAAGAAGGGGACACUACUGAAGGGCUACAAAAGAAGUUGUCACCAUCGAAGGGUAACUUUGUGUCAGCCCAGAGCAGCUCUAGCCAGUCUGUCUGCUGUCGUGAUGCCAACUCCUUGGCACUAUGGAGUUGGUAAGAGCGCAAACAGAUCUGGGAUCAGGCUAAAGCAACUCCACUGUUCCUAAGAAUAAAAUGUAGUUCUCUCCUCUGUUACAAAGAUGCAGAUUCCUCUGAACUCAUGAGACAGUAUCUAUCCAGGCCAAGUGUUUCCUGGUUACAACAUUGGGUAUAUAAACCUCACCUGUGGCUUAGAUAAGGGCCAGUCUUUCACUUAAACAAUGAGGAGGAGGAGCCAGAAAGAUAGAGGAAAUUGUCAUCUUAUAAACUGAAAAGAAGCUAUAAGCAAACUUCCUCCUUAACGUCUAUGAUCAUUAUUUUCAAGUAUGAAGACCAACCUGUUUUUGUGAUCACUUCCUGGUCUGUCAGAGAUUUUAUUUAUUUAUUUUUUAUUUUUUAUUAUUUUUUAUUUCACCUUUAUUUAACCAGGUAAGCCAGUUGAGAACAGGUUCUCAUUUACAACUGCGACCUGGCCAAGAUAAAGCAAAGUAGUGCAAUAAAAAACAACACAGAGUUACAUAUGGGGUAGAGAUGCCCAGUUGUCCACAUCAACAGUAUCCAGCACUGAUUCUGCACAUGUUCACUUUCCUGGUUAGAUAACGUAAGCUGCCUGCGCUUAAAUAAAUACCACACACGGGUUAAAUCGGUCUAGCCUACUUCCCAAAUAUAGGCCUAGAUUAGGAAUAGAAUAUUGAUCAGGAAGUUGAUUAGGCCUAGGCUACCGUUAACCGAAUCAUUGAUUUUAUUACGGACUACUACAAUACUAAUAGAAAAUAAAAUAAUAAAAAGCUGUAUCUUAUUAUAUUGCUCGCUUAUCUUGCACCUUUUCAGUUUAUUAUGGGUAAAUCCAUUUGAGUUCAAUCACUUUUUGACAGCAUCCCCUUUUUGGUUUAAACAAUGUUCCGUACAUGCUUGCCCAUGGAAGAAGUGGUCAAAAAGUGACUUUGGACCUGAAUGCCAAAACAUUCAGGUGAUAAAGGUGCUUAAAGUUGAUCCAUUUUGCAUACCAUACCAUGAGACACCCAUGGCUUCAUCACUGGAAAAGAGAAACUGUUGCGUUUUGUCAUUUUUUAAAAGCUUCAAAUAAUUUAAGUCAUUUUUAACCUUAAACGUCAAUUAACGCGUAAACUCAGAUUUUGUUUUCUUUUUCUUCUUCAUAUUCACGUUAUAAGAUGGGCUAUUUCCUGGUGAAACUUCCUCCAUGUAUUGUUUUCAGUAAUAAAUGUCACCUACCCAAUGAGACCACCUCAGAGCAGGCUCAACUUGCCCUGCUCCUUUAGCCUAAACAAUGUGGCUCCCCCUGACUGGCCGUGAUUGCACACCACAUACACUUUCCAGGAAAGAGAAUACAUUUGAAGUAUGAUGAAGACUAACCUGUUAUUGCUAACUUAAAAUGUUUUUGUCACUUCCUGGUAUUCAGACAGUUGUCCACAAGGAAAACACAACCUGAUAAACCAUGAUUCCCUUCCAGGGAAGGUUUAGUCCUUUCUUAGAGAAAUUAAGAGUAGCCUAUUUUCGAAGUAUGUUUUCAAUGUUCGCUAGAUGGUUUGUACGGAAUGACACGUUUUCCCCAAAACGGAGCGCACUGUUCUUCAACAGCCUUUUUGAGGUACGUUUUCUCCUGUGUGGUGGGUGUGGCCUGAUCAAUAUAGGUAUGACCAUCUGAAACUCGUCCAUCACAACAUAUAUGAAAUGGGCCACCAUAAUAACGACGCCUCAACUGGUCCUUCUGGACAGUACCGUUUCCGUUCACUUCCACGUUGUACACCGUUCUGUCGUUACUGAACGCAAGCCUGGUCUACCGCACUAGUUUUUCAUCAUUUAUUUAAAUGUUUUGUCAUUCAGCAGACGCUCUUAUCCAGAGCGACUUACAGGAGCAAUUAGGGUUAAGUGCCUUGCUCAAGGGCACAUCGACAGAUUUUUCACCUAGUCGGCUCGGGGAUUAGAACCAGCGACCUUCCGGUUACUGGCACAAAGCUCUUAACCACUAAGCUACCUGCCGCCCCUGUCUGGAGACUUUAUUGGUGGUCUUCCACACAGACGUAUGGACUGCUAUAUCUUUUUUAUUUUUAUAUAGCACGUCUUUUUAUUUGAGCUGAAAAUCGAUAUAAAUGUAAACUAGAAAGCGUAAUUAUCCUAAAGAAGAAUUGCUUCUGUUGUCAAAGUAUUUAGUGGGAACUUUGACUAUACUUUUCUGUUACAGCAGGUUUCUGACACUGGAAGAUCAUCUUGUGGGUAAAUGGUUGAAAUAGCACGCUGUUGAAUGCCAGUGACUGUUUGAAUGAUAUAAUGUUCCAAAUGGCGUCCUUAUGGGCCCCCCCGUCUAAGGUAACGCACUAUAAAGAGAACAGCCGUUUGGGACGCAGCCCACGCGUUCCACUGACUGUCCCCAUAGGGAGUGGAGUGUUGACAUGUUCAGGUUAUCAGGAAGUAGAUAUGCUGUUGGUCAACAACGCAUGAGAUUACAGGAAGUAGCGACACUAUUAGUCAACAAUGCAUGUUUCUUUUUUUUUUUCUUCUUUUUUUCAAAAACUGCCAGAUCUUGCAAUAUUCUGAACCACCACUGCUCUUAGCAAAUAACUGUGUUGCAACACUGCUUGGCUUUUCUGUGGAGAUUCUGUGGUAUGAGGCCUCUGUCUCCAUCAUGACGUUCAGGUAUUUCAUGCUUGUGCUCAGUGUUCUCUCCCCUGGGGAAAUAUACAGUGAGCGCCAAGUGUUGGGGCCGUAACGUUUUGACUCUGAACUCCAGCGCUUUGGAUUUGAAAUGAUACAAUGACUAUGAGGUUAAAGUGCAGACUGUCAGAUUUUAGUUUUAGAGCCCCAGAUCGAGGGAGAUUAUCAGUGGUCUUGUAUGUCUUCCAUUUCCUAAUAAUUGCUCCCACAGUUGAUUUCUUCAAACCAAGCUGCUUACCUAUUGCAGAUUCAGUCUUCCCAGCCUGGUGCAGGUCUACAAUUUUGUUUCUGGUGUCCUUUGACAGCUCUUUGGUCUUGGCCAUAGUGGAGUUUGGAGUGUGACUGUUUGAGGUUGUGGACAGGUGUCUUUUUAUACUGAUAAGUUCAAACAGGUGCCAUUAAUACAGGUAACGAGUGGAGGACAGAGGAGCCUCUUAAAGAAGAAGUUACAGGUCUGUGAGAGCCAGAAAUUUUGCUUGUUUGUAGGUGACCAAAUACUUAUUUUCCACCAUAAUUUGCAAAUAAAUUCAUGAAAAAUCCUACAAUGUGAUUUUCUGGAUUUUUUUUCUCUCAAUUUGUCUGUCAUAGUUGACGUGUACCUAUGAUGAAAAUUACAGGCCUCUCUCAUCUUUUUAAGUGGGAGAACUUGCACAAUUGGUGGCUGACUAAAUACUUUUUCCCCCCACUGUAUUGGUACAAAUUCACUUGUGUAGUAAUGUAUUUGGUCCCAUAUUCACAGCACGCAACGACUACAUUAAGCUUGUGACUCUACAAAUUUGUUGGAUGCAUUUGCUGUUUGUUUCGGUUGUGUUUCAGAUUAUUUUGUGCCCAAUAGAAAUGAAUGGUAAAUAAUAUAUUGUCAUUUCGGAGUCACUUAGUGGCAAGAAAAGAAUGUGUCAUAACAUUUUAUUUAAUCUUCAACCAAGUCACGACAAUAGACACAGUGUGCUUAAACUAAUAACACACAAAUUAUUGUAUUUUUCUUGUCUAUAUUGAAUACAUCAUUUAAACAUUCACAGUGUAGGUUGGAAAAGUAUGUGAACCCCGUAGGCUAAUGACUUCUCCAAAAGCAAAUUGGAGUCAUAAAAAACUCAAAAAAUGUGUGUGUGCUAUUCACAAGAAGCAUUGCCUGAUGUGAACCAUUCCUCGAACAAAAGAUCUCAGAACACCUAAGAUUAAGAAUUGUUGACUUGCAUAAAGCUGGAAAGGGUUACAAAAGUAUAUCUAAAAGCCUUGAUGUUUAUCAGUCCACGGUAAGACAAAUGGUCUAUAAAUGGAGAAAGUUCAGCACUGUUGCUACUCUCCCUAGGAGCGGCCGUCCUGCAGAGAUGACUGCAAGAGCACAGCGCAGAACGCUCAACGAGGUUAAGAAGAAUCCCAGAGUGCCAGCUAAAUACUCACAGAGCUAACAUCUCUGUUGACGAGUCUACGAUACGUAAAACACUAAACAAGAAUGGUGUUCAUGGGAGGACACCACGGAAGAAGCCUUUGCUGUCCAAAAAAAAAACAUUGCUGCACGUCUGAAGUUCGUGAAAGAGCAGCUGGAUGUUCCACAGCGCUACUGGCAAAAUGUUCUGUGGACAGAUGAAACUAAAGUUGAGUUGUUUGGAAGGAAGGAAGGAACACAACACUGUGUGUGGAGAAAAAAAGGCACAGCACACCAACAUCCAAACCUCAUCCCAACUGUAAAGUAUGGUGGACGGAGCAUCAUGGUUUGGGGCUGCUUUGCUGCCUCAGGGCCUGGACAGCUUGCUAUCAUCGACGGAAAAAUGAAUUCCCAAGUUUAUGAAAGCCUUAGAUUCACCUGCAAAACGUCAUCUGUCCGCGAAAUGACUCAACAGGACAACGACCCAAAACCCAGAAGUAAAUCAACAACGGAAUGGCUUCAACAGAAGAAAAUACGCCUUCUGGAGUGGCCCGGUCAGAGUCCCCGACCUCCUGGCCCGGUCAGAGUCCCGACCUCCUGGCCCGGUCAGAGUCCCGACCUCCUGGCCCGGUCAGAGUCCCGACCUCCUGGCCCGGUCAGAGUCCCGACCUCCUGGCCCGGUCAGAGUCCCGACCUCCUGGCCCGGUCAGAGUCCCGACCUCCUGGCCCGGUCAGAGUCCCGACCUCCUGGCCCGGUCAGAGUCCCCGACCUCCUGGCCCGGUCAGAGUCCCGACCUCAACCCGAUUGAGAUGCUGUGGCGUGACCUCGAACAGGUUCACACCAGACAUCCCAAGAAUAUUGCUGAACUGAACAGUUUUAUAAAGAGGAAUGUUCCAUAAUUCCUCCUGACCGUUGUUCAGGUCUGAUCCGCAACUACAGAAACCGUUUGGUCGAGGUUACUGCUGCCAAAGGAGGGUCAACCAGUUAUUCAAUCCAAGGGUUCCCAAACCUUUCCCACCCUGUGCUGUGAAUGUUUACAGUGUGUUCAACAAACGUACAAUUGUGUUAUUAGUUUCUAAGCAGACUGUAUGUCUGUUGUUGUCACUUAGAGGAAGAUCAGAUCAAAUUGUAUGACCCAAUUUAUGCAGAAAUCCAGGUAAUUCCAAAGGGUUCACAUACUUUUUCUUGCCACUGUAUAUUGUGAAUAAGAAUAGAAUAUGUUUCUAAAUACUUCUACAUUAAUGUGGACGCUACCAUGGUUACGGAUAAUCCUAAAUGAAUUGUGAAAUGUUAACUUUCCUCACUGGUGGUGGGAGUGUCCUGGUCUGGUGGUGGGAGUGUCAUGGUCUGGUGGUGGGAGUGUCAUGGUCUGGUGGUGGGAGUGUCAUGGUCUGGUGGUGGGAGUGUCAUGGUCUGGUGGUGGGAGUGUCCUGGUCUGGUGGUGGGAGUGUCAUGGUCUGGUGGUGGGAGUGUCAUGGUCUGGUGGUGGGAGUGUCCUGGUCUGGUGGUGGGAGUGUCAUGGUCUGGGGCUGCAUGAGUGCUGCCGGCACUGGGGAGCUACAGUCCAUUGAGGGAACCAUGAAUGCCAACAUGUACUGUGACAUACUGAAGCAGAGCAUGAUCCCCCUCCCUUCGGAGACUGGGCCGCAGGGCAGUAUUCCAACAUGAUAACGACCCCAAACACACCCCCAAGACGACCACUGCCUUGCUAAAGAAGCUGAGGGUAAAGGUGAUGGACUGGCCAAGCAUGUCUCCAGACCUAAACCCUAUCCAUUUUAGAAAAAGGCUGUAACGUAACAAAAAUGUUGAGAAAGUCGAGGCGUUUUGAAUACUUUCCGAAUGCACUGUAUAUGCAACUAUAACGUGAGUGGUUUGUGUUCCCAUUAACAGCUGGUUGUGAUGUGAGCGUUCACUAACAGACUGCCCUGUCUCUCUCCCCUCUCUCCUCUCUCCCCUCUCUCCUCUCUCCCCUCUCUCCUCUCUCCCCUCUCUCCUCUGGUUGUGAUGUGACCUUUCACUAACAGACUGCCCUGUCUCCCCUCUGGUUGUGAUGUGACCUUUCACUAACAGACUGCCCUGUCUCUCUCCCCUCUCUCCCCUCUCCCCUCUCUCCUCUCUCCCCUCUCCCCUCUGGUUGUGAUGUGACCUUUCACUAACAGACUGCCCUGUCUCUCUCCCCUCUAACCAGUCACCCCACCACAUGUUGCAGUGCAGCAGAGCUCAUGUCGGUGCUGUUCUUCCAUACGAUGCGUUACAAAGCCAUGGACCCACGCAACCAGUGCAACGACCGCUUCGUACUGUCUAAGGUGAUCCUGCUACGCGCACUCACUCACUCCACACACACUCUCACUCUCUACACACACGGUUCACCUGUCAAGGGUUCUCUUUCAAUUGCACUACAUUUCCCAUGCUCCCCUCGGCGUCGUGUACUGUGUUCUGAUUGGCUGCUGUGUUCCUCCAGGGUCAUGCUGCACCAAUCCUGUACGCUGCCUGGGCGGAGGCGGGCUUUGUGAAGGAGGCUGAGCUGGUCAACCUGAGGAAGCUCGACUCUGACCUGGAGGGUCACCCCACACCUGUAAGUAACCCCCACACCUGUAAGUAACCCCCACACCUGUAAGUAACCCCCACACCUGUAAGUAACCCCCACACCUGUAAGUAACCCCCACAGCUGUAAGUAACCCCCACACCUGUAAGUAACCCCCACACCUGUAAGUAACCCCCACAGCUGUAAGUAACCCCCACACCUGUAAGUAACCCCCACAGCUGUAAGUAACCCCCACACCUGUAAGUAACCCCCACAGCUGUAAGUAACCCCCACAGCUGUAAGUAACCCCCACAGCUGUAAGUAACCCCCACAGCUGUAAGUAACCCCCACACCUGUAAGUAACCCCCACAGCUGUAAGUAACCCCCACAGCUGUAAGUAACCCCCACAGCUGUAAGUAACCCCCACAGCUGUAAGUAACCCCCACAGCUGUAAGUAACCCCCACAGCUGUAAGUAACCCCCACAGCUGUAAGUAACCCCCACAGCUGUAAGUAACCCCACUGUACUGAAAAGUUGUUCAUUUAGGUUCAAAACGGAAGAAAACUGACAAACGGGAAGGGACUACCUUGUGUUUUCCAAUAGUUGCAAGAUGUUUUGAAACGUUUUCAGUGGUGUGCCCUCAUGAACGUGGUCCAGCUCAGGUUUGAUUUAACUCUUGACUGUUCUACAGAAACUGGAGUUUGUUGACGUGGCAACGGGGUCUCUGGGACAGGGUCUGGGGGCCGCCUGUGGGAUGGCUUACACCGGGAAACACUUCGACAAGUCCAGGUACACACACACACACACACAGUCAAAGGUUUUUCACACACCUACUCAUUCAUUUUUUUUACUAUUUUCUACAUUGUAGAAUAAUAUUGAAGACAUCAAAACUAUGAAAUAACACAUAUGGAGUCAUGUAGUAACCAAAAAAGUGUUAAACAAAUCAAAAUAUAUUUUAUAUUCUUCAAAUAGCCACCCUUUGCCUUGAUGACAGCUUUGCACACUCUUGGCAUUCUCUCAACCUGCUUAUCUAAAAUAUAUUUUGAUUUGUUUAACACUUUUUUUUUUGGUUACUACAUGAUUCCAUAUUUGUUAUUUCAUAGUUUUGAUGUCUUCACUAUUAUUCUACAAUGUAGAAAAUAGUUUUAAAUGAAUGAGUAGGUUUCUCAAAACCUUUGACUGGUAGUGUAUGCCCUCCAAAGCCUUAACGCUAUCCCUCAAAGCACCUCUUACAUUAUAGUCAUUUAGCAGACGCUCUUAUCCAGAGCAACUUACAGUUAGUGAGUGCAUACAUUUUCAUACUGCCCCCCCCCCCCGUGGGAAACUAACCCACAACCCUGGCGUUGCAAGCGCCACGAUCUACCAACUGAUUGUUCUCGGAAGGUUAAGGGUCACCCACAGAGGGUGUUGACAGUUUGAAAGAGCCUUGUGUACUCUUUCUGAACAGAGAGCAGUAAUUCUUUAACUUUUGGCAAAUAUAUUUCAAUAUAUCAGGCGUGCUGCAGUGCCUCCAGAACCCGAUGAUUCAGUAAUAAAAUAAAUGAAGUGCAACGCUGGUGAGAUUAGUUGCGAGCUCUUGUCGAUCAGAGCAGAGAGGGCGGGAGAGAUCAUAGAAAUCUAAGAGAGGUACAGGCACUUCUCAAACAGCCACGUGUUGCUCUCAAACAUAAGUAACAAUGUUGCGCAAAUCAUAAGCCAGGGCUGGCACAACCCGAAUCAACUCUUAGAAUAUCAGGCCCGGGCUGAGAAUCUACUUUUACCGGAUCCGGCCAAAUAGGUUGCGGAAACAAAACAGUCCAAAACGGAGAGAGGUGCAGGAUCUGGCUAAAAUUAAGCACUGUAACUGCUGUUGCCGUCUUGAACAUGUCUCUUGUUAAAGUGAAUUUCUUGAGAAUGAGAGUAAUCUGUUUUUAUGAAAAUGUAAUUUCUCUCUGUCCCUAGUUACCGUGUGUACUGUAUGCUGGGUGAUGGGGAGUGUUCGGAGGGGGCUGUCUGGGAAGCCAUGGCGUUUGGUUCCUACUACAACCUGGAUAACCUGGUGGCUAUUAUAGACGCUAACCGCCUGGGACAGAGUGAAGCUGCUCCUCUCAAACACGACAUGGACGUGUACCGCAAACGCUGCGAAGCAUUUGGGUCUGUACCCUCUCUCUGUCUCUGUGUCUCUCUCUGUGUCUCUCUCUGUGUCUCUCUGUGUCUCUCUGUGUCUCUCUGUGUCUCUCUGUGUCGGUCUCUGUCUCUGUCUCUGUCUCUGUCUCUCUCCCUCUCCUCCAGUCUUAUUCAGUCUGUCUUCCGUACUGCCCCGCCCUCCUUUAAUUCUUGAACUCUGUGUAGGUGGAACACGUAUGUGGUGGAUGGUCAUGACGUUGAGGAGCUGUGUAAAGCUCUGUGGCAGGCCCAGCAGGUGAAGGGGAAACCCACUAUGAUCGUAGCCAAGACCUUCAAGGGCAGAGGACUCAAAGGUAUGGAGAGACUGGGGAAGCAGAGGUCUGGGAGAGACUGGGGAAGCAGAGGUCUGGGAGAGACUGGGGAAGCAGAGGUCUGGGAGAGACUGGGGCAGCAGAGGUCUGGGGAAGCAGAGGAGAGACUGGGGAAGCAGAGGUCUGGGGAAGCAGAGGAGAGACUGGGGAAGCAGAGGUCUGGGGAAGCAGAGGAGAGACAGAGACUGGGGCAGCAGAGGUAUGGGAGAGACUGGGGAAGCAGAGGUGUGUGAGAGACUGGGGAAGCAGAGGUGUGUGAGAGACUGGGGAAGCAGAGGAGAGACUGGGGAAGCAGAGGAGAGACUGGGGAAGCAGAGGAGAGACUGGGGAAGCAGAGGAGAGACUGGGGAAGCAGAGGAGAGACUGGGGAAGCAGAGGAGAGACUGGGGAAGCAGAGGAGAGACUGGGGAAGCAGAGGAGAGACUGGGGAAGCAGAGGUGUGGGAGAGACUGGGGAAGCAGAGGUGUGGGAGAGACUGGGGAAGCGGUGGGAGAGACUGGGGAAGCAGAGGUGUGGGAGAGACUGGGGAAGCAGAGGUGUGGGAGAGACUGGGGAAGCAGAGGUGUGGGAGAGACUGGGGAAGCAGAGGUGUGGGAGAGACUGGGGAAGCAGAGGUGUGGAGAGACUGGGGAAGCAGAGGUGUGGGAGAGACUGGGGAAGCAGAGGUGUGGGAGAGACUGGGGAAGCAGA